AUGACGUCUCUAAGUAUUCCCCCUCAGACAAAGAAACAGGUGGAUCUCUUCUGCCAAAAUCUCAAUAAAGAGGCUGAAGAGUUGCUGAAAACAUUUUUUCCAAAGAAGAUUGAAGAGAUGCAGUUGAUGUUAACGACUUCUUUCAUCUGCAAAGACCUGGAGACUCUGAGGGUCCUGUUGGACAUCCCGAUGCCUGAUCCCGCCAAAGAAGAGGCCAAGCGCAUUAAGAAGGAGGCGGAGGAGAAGAAAGAGAAGAAAGACAAGGCCGCGGAGGAAGAAGACGAUGGGCCUCCGUGUGGUCCCAUCUGCACCAACGAGACCGUGGAGACUCUGCUGAAAAACACCAAGAGCGAGAUCAGCAUUCUGAAGGAGAAACUCAACACGGUGUCGUCGUGGAUGCAGCUGCAGGUGCCCACAGUGGAAGACGGAAACAACUUCGGAGUCGCUGUUCAGGAAAAAGUGUUUGAACUUCUGACCAACACUCGCACUAAGAUUGAAGCGUUCCAAACUCUUCUGGCAAAAUAUUCCAAUGAAAGAGGCGACGCUGUGGCCAAGGCCUCCAAAAGUCCUCACGUGGGCGACUACAGAGAACUGGUGCAUCAGCUCGACCAGACUCUCUACUGCGAGCUUCGUCUCAUCGUCCUGGAGAUUCGCAACAUAUAUGCUGUGCUGUUUGACAUCAUCACCAAAAACUAUUCCAAGAUCAAGAAGCCAAAAGGCGAAGGCAGAGCUGCGAUCUACUGA
This is a messenger RNA of Knipowitschia caucasica, 744 nucleotides long. NCBI's taxonomy places the organism in Eukaryota, Metazoa, Chordata, Actinopteri, Gobiiformes, Gobiidae. The record is from the annotation of a GenBank genome assembly.